Linum trigynum is the source of this 1852-nucleotide messenger RNA. NCBI's taxonomy places the organism in Eukaryota, Viridiplantae, Streptophyta, Magnoliopsida, Malpighiales, Linaceae. The record is from the annotation of a GenBank genome assembly.
AGGCGGGUAACAAUUUAAUCGGCUUCGGGUCAUUCGGGUUCGAGUCAAUCUUGGGAUUGAGGAUACAAUCCAAUCAUAGAUUUAGAAGUCGGAGAUGCUUAAAUUUUUAUCCAUUCAAUAAAACAUCUAUUAGUUACUUGCUCUGGAGUUCAGUAGUACUCUUACCAUUCAAGAUAUGAGAGGUGUUGCUGACCUUGAAGACAACAUCCAAUUCCAACUAGGAGGAGAGCAUCACCAACUGUCGAUCCGGGAAUUCACAAGAGCCAUGGAUAUUUACUCGGCAGAUUUCGUCGACUCACCGGACGCUUUUGCUAAAUUGACAAGGGAAUUUGACUUCCCAUGUUUCAAGUCCUUCUAUGAAUCUGAAGUCAACAGAUCCGACAGUCGACCGUGGGAUGUCAAGCUAUCGAAAGCUAGUGAGGUGAAACCGGAGUGGAGGCUCAAAGUAUGCAACUACCUCGAUGACUUCAUCUCGGUUUGGCUAUCUUGUCUAUCUUCAAGCGUUAUGAAUCGGACCAUCGACUCGCCGCCCUUCAUGGAGGAGUUUUUGUCACUCGUCUAGCCAAGUAUUUCCAAGUCAACAAUUUCUUAAUUUUAAUGUUUGAUUGUUCAAUAUAAGCAUGUCGUUAUCUUGGGAUUUAGAGUCCUUUGGUGUAAAAGCAUAAAUGAUGGGUUGCAAUCACUUCUAAUAACGAGUUCUAUCUAUAUUCCUCAACCUGAUCCAGUUCAUUCAAGGUGCCAAUCACAAACUUAUAUGGUGGAUUUAAGUGUUACUGUAUGUUGGAUUUAAGUGCGAACUAUUAUUUUGGUGUAUUUCUAUUUGUUAUUUCUCAUUUAUUAGAUGAGAUUUGAUAUAAUAUAUAAAUAUAUAUAUAUAUAUAUAUAUGAAUAAUAUAAUUACUUUUUCAUAUAAGCAUGAUAAAUCAAAUUAAAACAAUCAGACCAUUAAAACUUCACCCAUUUUCUCCACUGAACUACCGAGCUAAACCAGGUUGACAACCUUGUAGUCUCUCAACUUGACUAGACAAUCAAAGACUGGCAUUAGGUUAGCCUAAUCCAAAUAAAUAAAAAUAGCAACAAAUCACUAACAAAUGCUGAAUAAUAAUGUCGGGUUCUCAUCAAAUAUAAAGAAGGAUUUUUUUUUCUGCAUUUUUUAAUUAACAAGGGUGAAAAAGCAUUCAUUCACAUUGAUAAAAAUAAUUAUAUAAAAUAAUAUUUGAUAUUUAUAACCCUAGUUGUAUUGCUUAUUCAUAACCUUAGCUGCCUCGACUUUCUCCGCCUGCUACCUCUAUAAUUCUACCUUCUUUGUUGUGCAGGGUAUGAGAAUGGGGAUUUUCUAUCUUUUCCAUACUUGUUCAUUCUUGCAUGGUGGAUUCAACCCUAGCCUUAGAAUUUUCCUCCGCCAUCAACCCACUGCCAGGCAUAAGCCUCAUGUUGUCCUGCGUUCAUCGGCUGUGAAGGUGCAACAUUUUCCUCUUCUCCGACCUAUGGACGUUGUGUCAGUUCUGUCAGACUUUGCGUAGUCCCUAUAUGCUUUCCUCUUUUCAUCAAUUUUCUAGUUUGUGCAUCGGGUAUUAUAUCGUUUGAGCAUCUUCUUUCUUGUUACCUCAUAAUCAUUUUUUAUUAGAAAUGAUGAGUCAAUAGUGAUUUUCUCUUGAUAUUUGGAUUGAAAGUGUGAUUCUUAUUCAUUACCGAUUGGUAUGAGUUGUUGAUCUAGAUUGAGCCUACUCCAAUCUUAAGUUGUCGCAACUAGGUGCCAUUCACUUAUUUAUUUUAGAUGAUUUGAGGUAGAUUUUUUGUUUUGCAUUGCAUACAUGAGAAGUUUAUUUCUCAAUAAAAAUCUUAAAGUUCC